AUGUGGUUUGAAAUGUGGACAUUGAUCAUCAUCUCUUGGAUUUUGUUUACGUAUUCUUAUGCUAAUAAUAAUUUUUAUAAAGGACAUGAGUUAAUACGUAUUUUGCCAAAAACAAAUGAACAUCUUCAAUUAAUUCGCUAUUUUGAAGAUCAUUAUGGAGUCGAUCGAUGGUCUGAAGUUCUACAGAUAAAUCGUGAUGUUAAAAUGAGUUUACCACAAAAACAAGUAUUAAUAAUAAAAAAAUUAUGUAAACAACAUGGAAUUGAUGUUACUACUCUAAAUAAUGAUUUAGACGAAUUAAUCAAAAAAUCAGAUUAUAUUUCUAAACAACAUAAAAAACGAAUACAAAGAUCGAUAAAAGAUCGAAUUUCACAUCAUCUUACUGAUUACUUAACAUAUCAAGAAAUUGUCGAAUUUCUCAAUGAACAACAUAAACGAUCUCCAUCUUCAAAAAAUUUUACUUCACUCUUUUCUAUUGGUAAUACAUAUGAAAAUCGAUCAAUUUGGACAAUACGAAUUGGUAAACCAUCUGCACGACGUAAUAUCUUAAUGGAUUGUGGAAUACAUGCAAGAGAAUUUAUUUCGCCUGCCACCUGUCUUUAUAUAAUUGAUAAAUUAAUUGAUGAAGUUAAUAAUAGAAAACCAUCAAUUUUAUCAAUAUUUAAUAUUUAUAUAAUUCCAUUAUUGAAUCCAGAUGGUUAUGAAUAUGCACAAACAGAAAGACGAAUGUGGCGUAAAAAUCGAUCACCUAAUAGUUAUUAUUAUGGUUCAAAUCCAAAUUGUAUGGGAGUUGAUCUUAAUAGAAAUUUUGGAUAUCAUUGGAUGGAAAAUGGUGCGUCACCAAAUCCUUGUUCUGAAACAUAUGCAGGACCUAAACCAGAUAGUGAAUUAGAAACACAAAGUUUACAAAAAUUUAUUAAACAAUCAUCUCAGCGUUGGGAUGCUUAUUUAACAUUUCAUUCUUAUGGACAAUAUUGGAUUUAUCCAUGGGGAUUUGCUUUACAUAUGCCUGAUGAUUAUAUUGAAUUGAAACGUAAAGCUCAAAUUGGCUCCGAAGCAUUAAAACGUGUCAAUGGUACUUCAUAUAAAAUUGGAUCAGCAGCUAAUUUACUUUAUGAAUCAGCAGGUGGUAGUGAUGAUUGGGCUAAAGGUGUUGGUCAAAUAAAAUAUGUUUAUACUGUUGAAUUACGUCCUUCAGAUGAUAUGAAUGAUGCACAUGCACAUUUUGCUUUUAUGCUUCCGUCAACAUUUAUUGAACCAGUUGGACAAGAAACAUAUGUUGGUGUUAAAGAAUUUCUUCGAUCACUUAUAACAUCUCGAAGACAAAAGUCAUCACCAAAAAAUAGCAAAGAAAAUUAA
Molecule: messenger RNA, 1359 nt
Organism: Rotaria sp. Silwood1
Lineage: Eukaryota; Metazoa; Rotifera; Eurotatoria; Philodinida; Philodinidae
Source: the annotation of a GenBank genome assembly